AUGCUGGUGGGGGGGCGCGGAGAGCAGCAGCUGCUGGAUAGCAGCAGCAUGCAGCAGAGGGCCCACCAGGGCUUCCGAGUUGCUGCAGCAGCAGCAGCAGCAGCAGCAGCAACAGGGGGCCCCCAGGGGCCCCUGGGGCCCCCCGCAGCAACAUGCGGUCUUUCUCAGCAGCUAACAUAUGAGGGUACUGCUGCACCCAGCGAGCUGCGCUGCAGGGCGACGACGCACCUGCUGCAGCUGCUGCGCCAGAAGGAGCGGGCUGUUGCUGCUGCUCCUGCUGCUGCUGCUGCUGCUGCUGCUGGUGGUGGUGGUCCUGCUUCUGUGGACAGCUCUUGCUGCAGCACGGCAGCAGACAGCAACAUAAGCAGCAGCAGCAGCUGGGGAACCCUCAGCAGCCGCUGCAGCAGCAGCGCUCGCACCACCGACAGCUACGGCUGCUCCUCAUCAGUAUGCUCCCAGACAUCAGAGGAUGAGCCUGUGCAGCAGCAGCAGCCUUUUUGCCGCAUGCAGCAGCAGCAGCAGCAGCGGCUAAUCCGCAACGAGCAGCAGAAACGGCAGCUGCAGCUGCAGCAGCAGCAGCAACAGCAACAGCGACAGCAGCAGCUCCACCCGAGGCCGAUGCCAGCAGAUAACCUGCACUUGAUCCAGCUGCAGGCCAAGCUGCAGCAGCAACACGAGUGGCUGCAGCAGCAGCGGCAGCAGCAGCAGCAGCAGCAGCAGCAACAGCAGCAGCAGCAGCAGACGUAUCAGGGGCAGAUGCAGCGAACUGUCUGUCAGCAGUACGGCCGCCAGCAGAGUCUGCCCACGGAUCAGCCGCAGUGGCAGCAGCAGCAGCAGCAGCAGCAGCAGCAGCCGCAGCAGCAGCGUGCGCAGCAGCUGCAGCAGCAGCAUGAGCAGCUGCUGCAGCGUGUGCAGAGGCAGCAGCAACAGCAACAGUGGCAGCAGCAACAACAGCAGCAACAGCAGCAAUGGCCGCAGCAGCAGCAGCAGCAGCAGCAACAGCAACGCCAAGAGUCGCCUGCACAGCAGCAGCGGCAGCGCAUGCGACAGCGACGCAGACAGCAGGGACAGCCGCAGCAGCAGCAGCAACUGCAGCAGCAACCGCAGCAGCAGCAGCAGCAGCAGCAGCAGCGGCAGCAACCCUUCCUGCAGCCUGAUCUACAGCCUUCUCCGCAGCUUGUGCAGCUUUCUCUGAACCAGCAGCAGCAGCGGCAGCAGAAGAUGCAGCUGCUGCAGCAGAAGCUGAAGUUGCUGCAGCAGAAGCUGCAGCAAGAACCACAGCACCAGCAGCACCAACAGCACCAGCAGCAGCAGCAGCAGCAGCAGCAGCAGCAGCAGCAGCAGGGAAUAAGUCUGCCGCGGCAAAGGAUUGAUGGGCCUUGCAUUUCAAGGAGAAGUUCCAGCAGCAGCUCAGUUUCAUCUGCUGCUGCUGGCGCUCCCUUGAGAGCAGCAGCAGCAGCAGCAGCUGCUGCUGCUGCAGCAGCAGAGCCGAAUGAAAGGGCCAGCAAUGCCUUUGCUGCUUCUCUCUUUAUGCGUAUCCCCGACGCUUCAGCUAUCCCUCUACCUGUCUCUCUUUUGUCUUAG
Eimeria mitis is the source of this 1584-nucleotide messenger RNA. RefSeq lists its product as uncharacterized. Bases 1 to 1584 code for a protein of 527 amino acids. The record is from RefSeq and is a predicted model, not a curated record. NCBI's taxonomy places the organism in Eukaryota, Apicomplexa, Conoidasida, Eucoccidiorida, Eimeriidae. The transcript has a single exon.